This is a messenger RNA of Coniophora puteana RWD-64-598 SS2, 980 nucleotides long. RefSeq names its product ribosomal protein S3Ae. Gene Ontology annotation, molecular function: structural constituent of ribosome. The transcript is spliced from 5 exons. The record is from RefSeq and is a predicted model, not a curated record. Gene Ontology annotation, cellular component: ribosome; cytosol. Gene Ontology annotation, biological process: translation. NCBI's taxonomy places the organism in Eukaryota, Fungi, Basidiomycota, Agaricomycetes, Boletales, Coniophoraceae. Bases 90 to 860 code for a protein of 256 amino acids.
GGCUCCUACAGCUCACAAUCCGCCAGUCCGUCCAAGUGCCGGCUGAAUCCCUUGCGCGUCCCCUUGAACGCCUUUGCGCAUAAUCCAAAAUGGCCGUAGGCAAAAACAAGCGUCUCUCCAAGGGCAAGAAGGGUAUCAAGAAAAAGGUCGUCGACCCCUUCUCGCGGAAGGAGUGGUACGACGUCAAGGCGCCUUCCACUUUUGAGGUUCGCAACGUUGGCAAGACCUUGGUCAACCGGUCACAGGGCCUCAAAAACGCCAACGACUCGCUCAAGGGACGCAUUAUUGAAGUUUCGCUUGCUGAUCUGAAUAAGGACGAGGAGCAAUCUUUCCGGAAGAUCAAGCUGCGUGUCGAUGAAGUUCAAGGCAAGAACUGCCUCACAAACUUCCACGGCAUGGACUUCACUUCGGACAAGCUUCGCUCUCUUGUCCGCAAGUGGCAAUCUCUCAUUGAGGCACAUGUCGACGUCAAGACGACCGACGGUUACCUCAUCCGUCUCUUCGCGAUUGCCUUCACCAAGCGUCGGCCAAACCAGGUCCGCAAGACUACUUACGCUCAGUCCUCUCAGAUUCGCGAGAUCCGGAAGAAGAUGUUCGAGAUCAUGACGCGGGAGGCCUCAAGCUGUGAUCUGAAGGAGCUUGUGCAGAAGUUCGUUCCCGAAGCCAUCGGCCGGGAGAUUGAGAAAAACACCCGCAACAUUUAUCCUUUACAAAACGUCUACAUUCGGAAGGCUAAGAUCUUGAAGGCGCCGAAGUUCGACGUCUCAAAACUUCUUGAACUCCAUGGCGAGUCGACGGACGAGACUGGCACGCGUGUGGUAAAGGACUUCAAGGAGCCUGAGAUCCUCGAAUCCGUCUGAUGCAGUGCAUUGACAUGUACCUUUGUUACUACUAUGAUUUCCUUACGACUAUGCCACAAGGGUAUUGCCAAUCUAUGAUCCAGCGCACGCACCGACUGGCAUGCAAAACUCAUUUGCGUU